CUUAAACAUCUAUAAAAUUAAUGAAGGAUAUUUUUGCUGUAAUCAAAAGUUGUGUGUACCCAUAGUGUUACAAGUUUACUCAAUUCCCUUUUACUUCUAUUCAAACAACUACGAAACACUAGGCUUCUGCUGAGCACCAAAAUGUCAGCAGAUAUAUUUAUUUUUAACUGUCGCAAAUUAAGUUAUAUAUUGUAAUCUGACACCAGUGUGAACAUAAACCUAAGUAUGAAGUAGGACGCUGAAAUCAUAUUAUUGUAUGCAGUUGUUCUUUUAAGUAGCUGCUCAUAUAUCAAUAUUUUUAUAGCAACACUGAAGUGAAAACAGAACUUAGAUACUCAAGAAAAUAUUGUACAGAUCCUGUUUUCAAUACAUAGAAGUGGUAGAACCUUGGUUGACAAGAAUAUGUUCCACUAGAACUUUUUCAGUCAGAAACUUCACUUUCAGGAUUCUAGAUCAUAUAAAUCCCUUAGGAACAAGUGACUCUAGGAUAUGGGCCUAUAGAUUAUGUCUUGUCUUCAUUAUAGCAAGAAUCACAUAACCUUAGAAAUACAGUAUUUUGAUGACCGUUCCAUUCUGUCUCUCCCAGGUAAUGUUCAAAUUUUACUAUUCAUUAUGUUUUAUUUCUUAAAGGCAUCUUAUUUUAACAACCUUAAAAAGUGUCCACCUAUCUUCUGCGCCCCCAAAAGGAACACACAGUAGGUAUUGGUUUCGCAGUCCCAUCUGAGAACUUGCUGCUGGCAGCUGAAACGAAAUACAUGAUCUUCAGGCAACAGAGCUUCCUGAAAACCUCCGUUUCUAUGCAUGAAGAUGUCUCUGGCGGACUUGGGGAAGAGGCUGCUGGGAGCAGCAAGAAAAGGCCAAGAUGAUGAAGUGAGGAUGUUGAUGGCCGGUGGUGCCCCAUUUACCACAGGCUGGCUUGGAACCUCCCCGCUGCACCUUGCAGCCCAGCCUGGACACUACUCCACUGCAGAAGUGCUGCUUCACACUGGCGUCAGCAGGGACACCCACACUAAAGUGGACAGGACCCCUCUGCACAUGGCCGCAGCCGACGGACACACACACGUCAUGGAGCUGCUUGUUAGGAAUGGUGCCGAUGUGAAUGCCAAGGACAUGCUGAAGACGACAGCUUUGCACUGGGCCACAGAGCACCAUCGGGACGUUGUCAAGCUGCUUAUCAAGUACGGGGCUGAUGUUCAUGCUUUCAGCAAGUUUGAUAAAUCGGCCUUUGACAUAGCUCUGGAGAAAAACAAUGCUGAGAUUUUGGUCAUCCUGCAGGAAGCAAUGCAGAGUCAGGUCACUGCCAACCCCGAGAGAGCCAACUCCAUGACCAACCCCAUGACGGUGGCUGCACCAUUCAUCUUCACCUCCAGAGAGGUGGUUAACCUCGCCAGCCUUGUUUCUUCAGCCAACACCAAAACAACCUCCCGUGACCCCCAUUCCUCAGCAGUACAGUUCUCAAAUUCUACCACUUCAGUGCUGGCCACCCUUGCUGCCCUUGCUGAGGUGUCUGCCCCCUUCUCCAACUCACACAGAGCCGCAGUCAGUCCAGAAGAAAUCACAGAGGGAGAUUCAGUUGACUCAUUGGUCCAGCAAGUGGUGGGGAGUGGAGGCCAGAGAGUGAUCAUCAUAGUGACCGAUGGGGUCCCUCUGGGGAACCUCCAAGCUGCCCUCCCUGCUGCAGGCCUGGGCCAGCCACUUAUCAUAACUAUGUAAGACGGACAGCAAGUUCUAACUGUACCUGUUUCAGGUCAGAUUGCAGAGGAGACUGUGAUUGAGGAGGAAGAGGAAGAAGCAGAGAAGUUACCACUGACAGAGAAAGCAAGGAUGGGAGAGAUGACAGUGUGGAGGAGAGUAAGGAGGGCAGCAAAAGAGAGUUACUACAGUAGCAACAAGGAGGCCAAUCAAAGAGCCCAGGAAUACCGGCACCAGCUCCUAAGGAAAGAGCAGGAUGCAGAACAGUACCGUCUUAGGCUGGAGGCCAUAGCCCAACAACAGCCCAAUGGAAUUGAUUUCGCUGUGGUUGAAGAGAUAGCUGAGGUAGAUGCUGUAGUAAUCACAGACAGAGAGGAGCAGAAGUGACUAGGUCAGGAGGUGCCACAGAGCCUCAUACUGGAGUUUCUAUGGAAACUGUUUCAUCCUAACAAGCAAGAUCCACAGCUUGCAUUGUGUUCAUCUUAUUUCUCUUUUAAGAAGAAAAUUCAGCU
This is a messenger RNA of Fukomys damarensis (Damara mole-rat), 2204 nucleotides long. RefSeq names its product GA-binding protein subunit beta-2-like. Lineage: Eukaryota; Metazoa; Chordata; Mammalia; Rodentia; Bathyergidae. Gene Ontology annotation, cellular component: nucleus. The record is from RefSeq and is a predicted model, not a curated record. Gene Ontology annotation, molecular function: transcription cis-regulatory region binding; protein binding. Gene Ontology annotation, biological process: positive regulation of transcription by RNA polymerase II.